CAUCUUUUUCAACCUCUUAUUGCUUCACUGAAACAACAACAAUAAUGGCAACAGCUCAAGUAAAAAACAAGAUGUCAUCAACAGGCAUUUUCACGAAAUUACUACUUGUCCUCUUUAUUGGGUUUUUGGCAUUUGCAUAUCAAUCAAUUAGUCCACCACCACCAAAGAAACUCGGACCUCCAGAUGGACUUCCCAUUACAACACCUAGAAUCAAGCUUCGUGACGGAAGGCAUUUGUCCUAUAAAGAAUAUGGCGUGCCAAAAGAGUCGGCUAAGUACAAAAUAAUAUUUAUCCAUGGUUUCGACUCUAUAAAGCAUCAUGCUGUAAUUGCAACUGCAACCUCCCCAGCUCUUAUUGAAGAACUAGGGGUAUAUAUUGUUUCAUUUGACCGCCCUGGUUAUGGAGAGAGUGAUCCAGACCCUAACCGAACUUUGAAGAGUUUGGCUUUAGAUAUAGAGGAGCUUUCUGACCAGUUGGGACUUGGAUCCAAAUUCCAUGUAGUUGGUUUCUCUAUGGGCGGACAAAUAGUCUGGACUUGUCUCAAGUACAUACCUCACAGGCUGGCAGGAGCAACUCUUAUUGCUCCGGCAGUUAAUUAUUGGUGGCCUCGCUUGCCAAGAAACUUAUCUCAACAAGCAUUUACGAAGCAAUUCCUUAAGGAUCAAUUGUGCCUACACGUUUCACAUUACCUUCCAUGGUUAACCUACUGGUGGAACACCCAAAAAUUGUUUCCUUCUUCCAGUGUUAUAGCUCACAGCCUUGAUAUUCUUUCACGCCAAGACAGAGAACUUAUUCCCAAGUUUGCUGCUGGCAAAGCAGCCAUUGAGGGGCAAGUAAGACAGCAAGGAGAAUAUGAAUCUAUCCACCGUGACAUCAAUAUUGGAUUUGGUAACUGGGAAUUUGAUCCAACAGGAAUUAAGAACCCGUUCCCUAACAAUGAAGGAUCCGUUCAUGUGUGGCAGGGGGAUGAAGAUAUACUAGUGCCAGUCACACUACAACGUUAUAUAGCUCAACAACUACCAUGGAUAAACUAUCACGAGCUUAAAGGUGCUGGCCACAUGUUCCCUUUUGGUGACGGGGUUAGCGACACUAUCCUAAAAGCACUUUUACUUGGCAAACAUUAGCUUAAUCAAAAGAUACUUUCAAGGUUCAGUUUCUAGCUAUUUAAGUUUUAAUCUUAUGUGCAAACAUUGUUUUUUUUUGCUCUUUUAGUACUAUGAAUCCAAAUCCAAACUAAUUAGCAAGGCUUGCCUUUCUUAGGCAGAGUAUUUUUCCCCA
Molecule: messenger RNA, 1278 nt
Organism: Erigeron canadensis
Lineage: Eukaryota; Viridiplantae; Streptophyta; Magnoliopsida; Asterales; Asteraceae
Exons: 5
Coding region: 45-1124 (359 amino acids)
Source: RefSeq, a predicted model, not a curated record